GGAAUGGAGGAUUGGUUUCCUCUGUUUUGCGGGGCAGCUGUAGGUCUUGUGCUAUGGAGAUUGCUCGUCGUCUACGCAUUCACCGGGAAGCCGCGUGCGCCGGGCAGCCGGGCCUUCAAGACCCUCGUUGUUCUUGGAUCAGGCGGGCACACGGCUGAGAUGUUGAACGUCGUGGAGAUGCUUCGUUCGGAGAGAUACAGCCCCAGGAUAUACUUGGCUGCCGCGAGUGACAACAUGAGCUUGCCGAGAGCUCGGGCCGCGGAGGAGAAAUCGUCGUCUGCUGCUACUCUGGAUGGAUGUUUGCAAGGUGCUCGGCACUACCUCCAGAUUUACAGGAGCCGCGAGGUCGGGCAGUCGUAUCUAACGUCGGUGGUGACGACUUUGAUGGCCAUUGCCCACGCUCUGUGGGUUGUUUUCCGGAUCAGACCCGAUGUGGUUUUGUGCAAUGGACCGGGGACUUGUCUGCCAGUUUGCGUCGCAGCUUUCUUGUUGAAGGUUUUGGGACUGAAAUGGGCGACUCUGGUGUAUAUUGAAAGCAUUGCCAGGGUGCAGAAGCUCUCGCUCACUGGCCUCAUCCUAUACAGGCUUCACGCCAUGGAUCUGUUCUACGUCCAGUGGCCUCAACUCAAGGAGCGCUUCCCAAGGAGUCUGUAUGUGGGGCGACUAAUGUAGAUGAUAUUCCGGGAAAGCAGAUUGACAGGGAGUCCGAAUAUUUUUUUCUCCAGCGAGAAACUUAGAGUUCUGAAGCUAAAACCAAAGGUUUUAAUUCUUUAACUUGCUCCACACAUUUCGACUUUU
Selaginella moellendorffii is the source of this 798-nucleotide messenger RNA. RefSeq names its product UDP-N-acetylglucosamine transferase subunit ALG14 homolog. The record is from RefSeq and is a predicted model, not a curated record. Bases 4 to 672 code for a protein of 222 amino acids. Gene Ontology annotation, cellular component: UDP-N-acetylglucosamine transferase complex. The transcript has 5 exons. NCBI's taxonomy places the organism in Eukaryota, Viridiplantae, Streptophyta, Lycopodiopsida, Selaginellales, Selaginellaceae. Gene Ontology annotation, biological process: dolichol-linked oligosaccharide biosynthetic process.